AUGCAGCGAAUGUUUAUAUCCCAACUGUGCAUACUACCACCCCUGUUCCAGACGAAGCACUCCGGCUUUUUUGGAGCUCGCCUGCCCAGCCACGCUGCCCGUGCUCCACGAGCCAGCUCGGGCACCGCCUCGCCCCUCACAACAUGCGUGGCGGCCACGCCCUCGGCCCCGCCCCAGGCGCGGGACCGCUGGAACAUCACGUACUACCCCAAGGGGGCUGACGCAGCGGCGUUGCAGAAGCAGUGGUACAUCAUCGACGCCGAGGGCCAGACCUUGGGCCGCCUGGCCACGCUGGCGGCCACGCACAUUCGCGGGAAGAACAGCCCCGCCUACUCCCCGUCCAUGGACAUGGGGGGUUACGUCAUCGUCAUCAAUGCAGAAAAGGUGGCCGUGACGGGGCGCAAGGAGACAGACAAGACCUACUUCCGCCACGCCGUCGGCCGACCGGGGAGCUGGACGGUGGAGACGCUGCGGGACCUGCGCAAGGUCAGCGAUGAGGAAUGGCGCAUCCCGGAGCGGAUCCUGGAAAAGGCGAUCCGCGGGAUGCUGCCCAAGGGCAAGCUUGGGAAUCACCUGUUCAGGCACCUCAAGGUUUACAAGGGCGCCAGCCACCCACACGUGGCUCAGACGCCCACGGACAUCACCCGCCACAUCAACCUGAGACCCUCGGAGGUGGCUGCCCUGAAGGAGUGA
This is a messenger RNA of Auxenochlorella protothecoides, 693 nucleotides long. Its product is annotated as 50S ribosomal protein L13, chloroplastic. Lineage: Eukaryota; Viridiplantae; Chlorophyta; Trebouxiophyceae; Chlorellales; Chlorellaceae. The record is from RefSeq and is a predicted model, not a curated record. The transcript has 4 exons. Gene Ontology annotation, molecular function: mRNA binding; structural constituent of ribosome. Bases 1 to 693 code for a protein of 230 amino acids. Gene Ontology annotation, biological process: negative regulation of translation; translation. Gene Ontology annotation, cellular component: ribosome; mitochondrial large ribosomal subunit.